This is a messenger RNA of Acipenser ruthenus (sterlet), 3302 nucleotides long. RefSeq names its product perforin-1-like. Gene Ontology annotation, cellular component: membrane attack complex. The record is from RefSeq and is a predicted model, not a curated record. NCBI's taxonomy places the organism in Eukaryota, Metazoa, Chordata, Actinopteri, Acipenseriformes, Acipenseridae. The coding region runs from base 151 to 1929 and encodes 592 amino acids. The transcript has 4 exons. Gene Ontology annotation, biological process: immune response; leukocyte mediated cytotoxicity. Gene Ontology annotation, molecular function: calcium ion binding; pore-forming activity.
AUCAACCUUUAUAUCCUCUGGCAGUGGAUGCGUGUGACUCCAUUGUUGUGCUCUAGAGCUUUCACAGACUGACGACGCCUUUUGGAAAGUUUUAUUUUUUUUUUUUUUUGGUUUUCCUUCCUUCCAAGUCUUGCUGGUUUUCCCACGACGAUGAAAGGGCAGUUUGUCUACUUCCUGUCCUGGACGCUUCACUUCCUGUCCCGCCCCUCCCUCCCAGAAGCCUGCACCACCGGCACUCCCGCAGAGUGCGAAGAAGCCGAGUUUGUGCCGGGCUACAACCUCGCUGGAGAAGGGUUCGACAUCGUGAAGAUGGAACGCAAGGGAGCGUACGUCAUCGACGUCAACAACUGGAAGAGAAAAGACGGGACCUGCACCCUCUGCAAGAACCCCUUUCUGGACAACGUUGCUCAGAAGCUUCCUGUGACCGUGGUGGACUGGCGUCUCCUUCCUAAGUGCAGCUCGAAGAUCUCCAGCACCGUCCACCAAUCGAGCGAGUCCCUCGUCAACACCAGCACGUCUUCCAUAGAGAACGACUGGAAGCUCGAUCUGGAAAUCACCACAAAUAAGGUGUCGGGGAAACUGAUGCUGGCGGGAUCCCAUUCCAGGCUGGCAGAGUACUCCAUGGAGAAGACCAAGGGCGAUAAGUUCAGCUUCACCAGCCACGAGACCUCCUGCAGAUUUUACAGUUACAGGGUAGUGGAUGAACCCAGACUCCACCGAGAGUUUGGACGCACCGCGAAAAAACUCCCAAAAAACUACAACGGCCAGACCAAGCAGUUGUACUACAAACUCAUCGACACUUACGGAACGCACUAUAUCAAAAAGGUGCAGCUGGGCGGCAAAGUGAAAAGUAUCACUUCUAUCAAGACCUGCAAAGCCGCGCUGGAAGGACUGACCGUGAACGACGUGAAGGACUGCCUUGAUGUGGAAGCCUCGGCCACUGUGAGCGACAAGGGCGAGGUGUCCGCCAAAGUCCACCACUGCCAGGAGCUGAAGAAGAAGAGCAACAACAAGCAGAGCUUCCACGACUCCUUCAACGACCGGCAGACCGAGAUCACUGGGGGCAAAGCCACCUCCGGUGACCUCCUUUUCUCCACCGCCACGGACCCCAGCGCUUACCAGGAGUGGAUGGAGAGCUUGAAGACCACCCCGGACAUGGUCUCCUACGCCCUGGAGCCCCUGCACAAUCUGAUUCGCUUCAAAGGCCCCGUUAAGGAUAACCUGAAAAAGGCCGUGGUCCAUUACAUCUUGGAAAAGGGGCUCCUGCGAACCUGCUCCGGAAAAUGCGACACGGGAGCCCGGAGCAACCUGGGAGACACGUGCUCCUGCGUGUGUCACAGCGGCGCGGGCGUCAACAGCAUGUGCUGCCCGACUCAGAGGGGGCUGGCCAAGCUGACGGUGAAGGUCGCCCGGGCCGAGAACCUCUGGGGGGACUACCAUGGUCAAACGGACGGGUUUGUGAAGGUCAUCUUGGGGAACAGGGUGGAGAGGACCUCAAUCGUGCACGAGAACAACAACCCGCGCUGGAAUCAGAUUUUCGAUUUCGGGAGCGUCACCCUCACCAUGGCCACGGAGCUGAAGUUCGAGGUCUGGGAUGAAGACAACGGGUGGAAUGACGACCUUCUGGGAAGCUGCUCUUGGAAGCUGGAGAAAGGGUUCAAGGAGAACCUGUGUGCCCUGAAUCACGGGAAUAUCUUCUUCUCUUACACCCUGGAGUGCGGACCCAGCUUGGGAGGCCCGACCUGCGGGGAGUACAUCUCGACCCCAAUGAGCGCCGGGCUGAUGAAGAGUCACGUGUCGAGGAACGCCAGGAGAGUUCCUCAGGAGAUGCUAGUGUCCAUGGGAGUCGUGUUUCCCAGCCUUUCUCCUUUCCCUUCCAACACUAGCAUGAGCGAGAAAGUAAAUGAAGAACCGCCGAGGAAAGUUUAGUGGGAAAGUUAGGGGUUUCUCCUCAAGUUUUUGAGUCCCAAGUUAGCCUGUCAAGGAUCAGUUUCGUAGCUGGUUUCACAGACCCCAAUUCGUGCUCAUCUUGGACUAUCCAAUGUUCUUAUUCUUCUUUAUUACUAUUAUUAUUAUUAUUAUUAUUAUUAUUAUUAUUAUUAUUAUUAUUAUUAUUAUUAUUAUUAUUAUUAUUAUUACUACUAUUAUUAUUAUUAUUUAUUUCUUAGCAGACGCCCUUAUCCAGGGCGACUUACAAUUGUUACAAGAUAUCACAUUAUUUUUACAUACAAUUCCCCAUUUAUACAGUUGGGUUUUUAGUGGAGCAAUCUAGGUAAAGUACCUUGCUCAAGGGUACAGCAGCAGUGUCCCCCACCUGGGAUUGAACCCACGACCCUCCGGUCAAGAGUCCAGAGCCCUAACCACUACUCCACACUUCAUCAUCAUCAUCAUCAUCAUUAUUAUUAUUAAUAUUAAUUAGACAUUCAGCGGACACUUUUAUCCAAAGCGACUUACAGAGACUAGGGGGGUGAACUCUGCAUCAUCAACAACUGCUGCUGCUGCUGCUGCUGCAGAGUCACUUCCAAUAGGAGCUCGUUUGUUUGACGUCUCAUCUGAAGCAUUGAGAACGAAACAGCUGAGUAAUACAGAUCUGUAAUAACACAUUCUGAGAACCGACCACAUUAUUAUAGAAUCAUCACAGCCAUGUAAUAUUUGAUAUAUAGGAUUUGAAAUAAGUAAAUGAAAUCGCUGUAAUGUUCCUGUACUAUGAGACUCUGUGCCUUUUAGUCAUAGUUUUUGCUACAAUAGGGGGAAAUCAGUUAGCUAGGUUAAGCUAGUCGUAGAUCAGCACUAAUCUAGGAAACUCGCUUCUAAAACUGAUCCUUGAAAGGCCGUUGAUACAGUCAUAAAGAGAAGCGCCAUGUGAUCAUUUUCUAUGAAGGGAAUAUAUAGAACUGUCGAAUCAAUUUUCAGAAAUGUCAUUUAUUUUCAAGCAAGCCACGCAGGGUGAGCAAGACCCUUCAACGAAAUUGAUUUCAGCAAGACAGACGAUAACAAAAUCAUUAAUCUACAAUUGGGCUUUGAAAUAUGUUUUAAUAAAUAUCACUGCAUCAGGAGAGGAGAAUGUUUUUUUAUAUAUUGUGUACAGUUUAUAUAUCUAUAUUUUUUAAACAUAUAUAGUUCCUAUUGUGUGGUUUUUUCUAAUAUAAAUAUUUAAUAUUUUAAAGAUUGUAUUUAAAGGGGCACAUUAUGUAUAAUUUACACUUUGCUAAUAUUUACUUUUUCACCUGGGUAAUAUUCUCUAGCGUGUGUGAAACGUUGAGUGUUCUUGCCUUUCUGUGCACAUAUAUUCCUGUAUCAAU